Paramecium pentaurelia is the source of this 1153-nucleotide messenger RNA. The record is from the annotation of a GenBank genome assembly. Lineage: Eukaryota; Ciliophora; Oligohymenophorea; Peniculida; Parameciidae.
AUGAAAUUAAUAUAUAUCUCAUUAUUGACUUCUAUAUUGUGGCAUCCAAUUUGUUAUCUGAUUGAUUAAAUGAUAGAGGAUUAUGAUAAAUCAACUGAAUUAGUGACAGUUAGUCAUUUUUUGAAACAUGCUAUUAGAUGGGAUAGUUUGUUUUAUAUUGAAAUAAUGGAAAAUGAUUACAGAUAUUUUAAAAAUCAUGCAUUUGGAUAUGGAAUAGUAUUAUUAGGUAAAGUCUUUUCAAAUUCUUUAAUUUGGCUAUUGAUUUUAUAAAAAAUAUGCAAUGCGAUUUCAACAUAAUUAAUUUACAAGAUUAGUAUGCAUUAUUCAAAUAAUAAUCAAAAAUUCUCUUAAUUAUCAGCUUUAUUAUUUAUUUUUACUCCAGCAUCAGUAUUUUUUAAUUCCCUAUAUACAGAAUCAUUUUUUGCAUUUUUGGUAUUAGUUGCAAUAUAUUUAUAAAUCAAACAAAAGACUUAUCAAAGUUCUAUAGUAUUUGCAUUAUCAAUUCAUUUAAGAUCGAAUGGUAUGUUUUUCAUUCUUUAUUCUGGAUAUCCUUAUCUAGUAAAAGCCAUAAUUUAAUUGAAAGAUAAGAAAUUCAAAUAAGUUAUUGCAACAAUUAUAGAAGCUAUUCCUAUUGCUUUAAUAUAUUUGAUCAGUAUUGGAAUAAUGUUAUAUUUACCAUAUAAGAAUUAUUGUUAAUAAAAUGAGAUGGAAUGGUGUAAAAGCAUAAUACCAUAUGCAUAUGGAUAUAUAUAAGUAAAUAUAAUAUAUAAUCAUUUAGAAAAACUUUUGGGAUGUGAGUUUCUUAUCAUCAUACAAAAUAAGGAAAUUAUUCUUCAUUUAUUGGGGGAUUUAAGGUAUAUUGAUUUAAGGAUUUUGGUUAUAUAAAUGGAUGACUAAAUAAUGUACAAUUAAGAAUAAUAUUUAAGGAAUUUCAAUAAUAUUACCUACAAUAAUUUUAUUCAUAAUUACAACAUUUAUUGCUCAUAUAAAUUGUAGUACAAGAUUUUUUAGUACUUAAAUUCCAUUUUAUUGGUGUUUAGCUGAUCUUUUUUAUAAAAAGAAUGGUAAAAUAAAUAAAUGGGUAUUAUUUUAUAUAUUGGAAUUUAAUUUGGGAGGAUUGAUUCUUUUUACAAAUUAUUUAUUAUGGGCUUGA